Messenger RNA from Gopherus flavomarginatus (Mexican gopher tortoise), 2886 nucleotides. RefSeq names its product HHIP-like protein 1. The transcript has 11 exons. The coding region runs from base 1 to 2886 and encodes 961 amino acids. Lineage: Eukaryota; Metazoa; Chordata; Testudines; Testudinidae. The record is from RefSeq and is a predicted model, not a curated record. Gene Ontology annotation, cellular component: membrane.
AUGGGGCCCGGGGCCACAGCGCUGGGGGCCCUGCUGCUGCUGCUGGGCCGGGGCCGCCCCCACCCCCAGUGCCUGGACUACAAGCCGCCCUUCCAGCCCCCCCAGCCCCUGGCCUUCUGCCGCGAGUACUCCGCCUUCGGCUGCUGCGACGGCCGGCGGGACGCCCAGCUGAGCGCCAGGUUCCAGGCGCUGGGCAGCUUCCUGGACCCCGCCGGCCUGCAGAGCUGCGGGCGCUUCCUGCGUGACCUGCUGUGCCAGGAGUGCUCGCCCUACGCUGCCCACUUGUACGAUGCAGAGGACGUGAGCUCCCCAGUGCGGGCCCUGCCCGGCUUGUGCCCCGCGUACUGCGCAGCCUUCUGGCUGCGGUGCCGCUCCGUGCUGAGCCUCCUGACCGAGGACCCUGCCAGCCUGGCGCUGGAGGGCGACCGCGCCCGCUUCUGCGGCGCCCUGGAGCUGGACGACCCCACCUACUGCUACCCGGCGGUGCUGGGCAGCGUGGUGCUGAGCCAGGGGCUGGGCCGGGUGCGGGAGGGCGCCCGCGGCUGCCUGCAGCUCUGCCUGCGGGAGGUGGCCAACGGGCUGCGUAACCCCGUGGCCAUGGUGCACGCCAGGGACGGCUCCCACCGCUUCUUCGUGGCCGAGCAGCGGGGCUGCAUCUGGGUCUUCCUGGCCAACGGCUCGCGGGCCGCGCGCCCCUUCCUGGACCUGCGGGCGGCCGUGCUCACCUCACCCUGGGCGGGCGACGAGCGGGGCUUCCUGGGCCUGGCCUUCCACCCCCGUUUCCACACCACCCGCACCUUCUACGUCUACUACUCCGCCCGCGCCGGGCCCCACGAGAUCGUCCGCAUCUCCCAGUUCCGCGUCUCGGCCCACGACCCCAACGCCGCCGACCCCCGCUCCGAGAGGAUCCUCCUGGAGGUGCUGGAGCCGGCGUCGAACCACAACGGGGGGCAGCUGCUGUUUGGGGCUGACGAGCUGCUCUACAUCUUCACAGGGGACGGGGGGCGAGCGGGGGACCCCUUCGGGGCCUUCGGCAAUGCCCAGAACAAGUCGUCCCUGCUGGGCAAGGUGCUGCGGAUUGACGUGGAGCCGGGGCCCGACGACCCCCCCUACCGCAUCCCGCCCGACAACCCCUUUGUGGGGGAGCCAGGGGCCCGGCCCGAGGUCUACGCCUAUGGGGUGCGGAACAUGUGGCGCUGCUCCAUGGACAGGGGUGACCCCACCAGCGGCGCCGGGCGCGGACGCAUCUUCUGCGGGGACGUGGGGCAGAACAAGUACGAGGAGGUGGACGUCAUCGUGCCGGGUGCCAACUAUGGCUGGCGGGCGAAGGAAGGGUUCGCCUGCUACGACCAGGCACUGUGCGCCAACGCCUCGCUCGACGACGUCCCCCCCAUAUUCGCCUAUUCGCACGAGCUAGGGCGCUCAGUGACGGGGGGCUACGUGUACCGGGGCUGCCACAGCCCCAACCUGCGCGGCCGCUACAUCUUCGGGGACUUCAUGAGCGGGCGCCUGAUGUCGCUGCGGGAAGAGGCUGGCUCCGGGCACUGGCUCUACAAGGAGCUGUGCAUGGGCCAGGGCCAGACCUGCGCCUUCCCUGGCCUCCUCAACCACCACGUACCCCACAUCAUCUCCUUCGCCGAGGACGAGGCCGGUGAGCUCUAUUUCCUCGCCACGGCCAUCCCCAGUGCAGCCGUGCCAGCCGGGAUCUUGUAUCGGAUCGUGGACCCCUCCAGGCGGGCGUCCCCCGGACAGUGCGAGAUCAGCCCCGUGCCUGUCCCCAUCCAAGGGAAGCUCAUUCCCUUCCGCCCAACACAGACAUCCCCAGCACUGCCCACCCCUCAGCCCAACCCAGCCGCCAGGCCCCUGGCUCGCCCGGACUGUGGGGUGCUGCAGCAACUUCCCACACCCCGGCCAGGGCUAAGCCUGCCCCCCACCACCCCCAACUGGUACCAGCAGCUGCUGGAGUGCCUGGAAGCCAAGAGCAGCCCACGGAGCCAUGCCUCUUGGCCCCCAAGCACCCAACAGCCCCUCAGCCUGGGGCCGCCCCCCACAACCCACCCAGCCCCCAACCUCCAUCUUUCCCCCAGCCAAGGACUGCCCCCCACAACCCACCCAGCCCCCAACCUCCAUCUUUCCCCGAGCACCCACCUGCACCCCAGCACAGGGCCACCCCGCACAACCCACCCAACCCCCAACCCACCUCUUUCCCACAGCACCCACCAUCCCCCCAGCAUAGAGCUGUACUUCAGAACCCACCCAGCCCCCAACCCCCAGCUGCCCCACAGAACGUUGCUGUCCCCUGCCACCCCCCAUCCCCCCAGGCGGGAGGUUGGGCACCACCCCAGGAAGAUGGGGCCCCGGAGGUGGCUGGGGGCAAAGGGCCCCACCUGGCAGCUGCCCCCUGGCACGGUGCGGCUGGUGCACAGGGGUGCGAUGCCCGGGCGGGGCCGGCUGGAGAUCCUGGUGGGGGGCCAGUGGGGCACAGUCUGCGACGAUCUGUUUGACAGGCGGGCGGCCGCUGUUGUGUGCCGGCAGCUGGGCUACAGGCAGGCGUUGCGGGUGGCCCGCCGGGCGGAGUUUGGGCAAGGGGCCGCGCUGCCCAUCCUGCUGGACGAUGUGCAGUGCCAGGGCUCUGAGCGCAGCCUGCUGGAGUGCCAGAGCGCCCCCCCCGGGCAGCACGACUGCGCCCACAGCGAGGACGUGGGGGUGGUGUGCGGGCACUGGGAGCGCCAGGGGUUGCCCGUAACUUCUGCCUCCUUCCUGCCUCCCUGGCAGCGCCCCGGGUCCUCAGUGGCUUUUGGUGGCAGGUCCUUGAGUGCUGCCAAGGACCUGGAGCGAGUAAAGGCCCCACCGCUGAAGACCCGGACGCCGCCGGGUGCCCCAUGA